Molecule: messenger RNA, 807 nt
Organism: Magallana angulata
Lineage: Eukaryota; Metazoa; Mollusca; Bivalvia; Ostreida; Ostreidae
Exons: 1
Source: RefSeq, a predicted model, not a curated record
AUGAACCACAUUUCAACAUCGUUACCCUCCUCCUCCUCCUCCUCCUCCUCCUCCUCCUCCUCGUUGUCGUCGAUUUCGACGCCCUCCUCGUCGUCAUUACAACCACAACUCCCAUCAUCAUCAUCAUCUUCAGAAAUGACCCAGUCUUCAUCAUCUUCAGCACAAAUAUCCUCCUUCUCCCUUUCCUCCACACCACAACCUCUAGUAUCACUUUCGUUACCAUCAUCAUUGUCAUCGUUGUCCUCGACCUUAACGCCCUACUUGUCGUCAUUAGAACCACAACUCCCAUCAUCAUCAUCUGCUUCUUCUUCUUCAAUGAACCACAUUUCAACAUCGUUAACCUCCUCCUCCUCCUCCUCCUCCUCGUUGUCGUCGAUUUCGACGCCCUCCUCGUCGUCAUUACAACCACAACUCCCAUCAUCAUCAUCAUCAUCAUCAUCAUCUUCAGAAAUGACCCAGUCUUCAUCACCUUUAGCACAAAUAUCCUCCUUCUCCCCUUCCUCCACACCACAACCUCUAGUAUCACUUUCGUUACCAUCAUCAUUGUCAUCGUUGUCCUCGACCUUACCGCCCUACUUGUCGUCAUUAGAACCACAACUCCCAUCAUCAUCAUCUGCUUCUUCUUCAAUGAACCACAUUUCAACAUCUUUAACCUCCUCCUCCUCCUCCUCCUCCUCCUCCUCGUUGUCGUCGAUUUCGACGCCCUCCUCGUCGUCAUUACAACCACAACUCCCAUCAUCAUCAUCCUCAUCAUCUUCAGAAAUGACCCAGUCUUCAUCAUCUUCAGCACAAAUAUCCUCCUUCUCC